Molecule: messenger RNA, 1732 nt
Organism: Notodromas monacha
Lineage: Eukaryota; Metazoa; Arthropoda; Ostracoda; Podocopida; Cyprididae
Source: the annotation of a GenBank genome assembly
AUGUUGAGUCAAACUGUGUCAUGUCGCCUGGUCAUCAAGGAGUUUGACGACUUCCCUACAUUUUUGUCUUCUUACAAUGCAAGAAAGUGUCGCCCAUCCAUUCAAACCUGUGCACCAGAUUGGCCAGAAGAUGAUCCUCAAAAUGCAGCCCUGGGUUGCUCUUUGUACUCAAUGUACACCUCAGUCAGAUCUCAAAUGGUUCCAUCAGCAUCAUUCCGCAAUGUGCAUUGUGCAGUUUGCAAUGGCAUGGUGUUCAACCAGUCAAAUUUUGAGUGCAGACAAGACUCAUUUUCAAGGUCUGGGCACCAUUUUAGGGGCUUCAGCAACCUUCCUUCUUAUGCAGUCAUCUUUGACUUUUCUGGGGAUGGUGGAGUUGGCAUGGCUGAAAAAUGCAAGGGGAAUCAAGAGAUUUGGGAUGAUGUUCACCAAAGGUGUCACGCAAUUACGUCCGGGGUAGACUUUGGAGGACUGCUACCAGAAUUUGCUCCUCAAUAUGCUCAGCAUUUGUGCUGGUUUAACAACAGAAAAGGGCUGGCAUUGUUGUUUGUGUUACCUGUUGGGGCUGUGAUGCUGGAGAACAUGGUGCUUUUUGCCUUGUCAGCUUUUGGAAUCUACAAGCAGCAAGAAGCAUCAAAAUUCGCAGCCAAGACAGUGCGACAGCCCUCAAAGGCCACCAGCAGCGCCAAAAAGCCACCGGCAGCUACUCAAAACCGCAAGAACCAAAUCCGCCUCAUUCUCUACCUGAAACUGGCCCUCAUCAUGGGUCUCGGCUGGACCCUUGGGUUCGUCGCUGGGCUCGCCGACGUUCCCUGGCUCUGGUACGCAUUCUUCUUCCUCAACGGGCUCCAAGGCGUGCUGAUCUUCUUGGCAUUCGACGCGAAACGCAAAAUCGCCCGCUUGAUCAUAGAGACAAUCACUGGACAUCAGCAGCCCGUGCCAAAACUGAGCAAAGAUGCCACAAAGACUUCCACGCUGUCUGCGACCAGCAACAGACGCCCGACGAAUCAAUCACUCAGUAGAAUGAGCGAAGUCGAACUCAUGGUGAUGAAGAAGACCUCGGAAACCCCGACUGCUGUCGCCAAGGUGAAACCCACCAGCAGGAACCCGUCGUCUUCUAGGAAACCCUCGAAAACCCUGUCCUUUCACGAAGGCAACGAGGUGAUGAUGAGACGAGAGCCGCAAGAUGCUUCUAGAAAGCUUUCUAGACCGGAUUCGUUUCCGGUGGACAUAGAAUCCCUGUCUGCCAAGUUGAUGCGGCAGAAGGCCAGGGAAAUCCUGGCUGCCAAAUUGGCAGAAUUGGAAGAGCAGAAAUCCAUCAAUCAUCAAUUCAUGGCUUCGCAAACGCCGGCGUUUGACAACCGGAAAUCUUCCGGAAUUAUUACGGAAGGUCCAACAAUAAGACAAGAGUUUGAAAAAGUGAAAGAACAUGCAUCAAAGUCUUUGGAGCCGAGCCCAAGAAACUUGCAGAGGAAAAAGGAAGUUUUGGUGACGAUGAAGGGAAAUUCUGAAGGGAAGAAUUCUCCACGUAUCAUUCAUGCUUCCAGGAGACGAGAAUUGAGCUCUUUGCCAACUAAGAAAUCCAUGUCUAUGAAUUCCUUACCAACAUAAAUUUGCGUGUUUUGGAAAUUGCGCGGAUAAUGACACGACAUGCUUUGCAAUAUGAGUGAGUGAUGGUGAUUAGCCAAGUUUGAACUGAAGACUCUUUGCUUUCGGCUUUGUAAAAUAAAAUUGA